GGGGGGCGGUGGCUGCUGAGGCGACCGUUACGCGCGCGGGCGGUUGCUCGGGCCGGAGCGCCCGGAGCGGGAGCGAGCGGCGCGGCCCGGGCACUGUUUGAAGAAGCAAACAUGGUAGCAUCAAGCAUUCCCUCAAAUAUGGCUCCACGGGAACAAUGAGACGUGCUCUUUGUCUUGGAAGCUCAUCAGAAUGUUUAGAGUUGGGGAGGCGUCCAAGCGCCCAUUGCCUGGGCCGGCGCCCCCAAGGGUGCGGAGUGUGGAGGUUGCCCGGGGGAGGGCCGGCUAUGGAUUCACACUUUCGGGACAGGCGCCCUGUGUGCUCAGCUGCGUCAUGAGAGGGAGCCCUGCGGAUUUCGUGGGCCUCCGAGCUGGAGACCAGAUAUUUGCUGUCAAUGAAAUCAACGUGAAAAAAGCAUCUCAUGAAGAUGUAGUGAAAUUAAUUGGGAAGUGCUCUGGUGUCCUGCACAUGGUGAUCGCUGAAGGCAUCGGCCGCCUGGAAUCCUGUUCCAGUGACGAAGACGGGGGACUCUAUGAAGGAAAAGGCUGGCCGAAACCCAAGCUGGAUUCUAAAGCACUCGGUAUAAACAGAGCAGAGCGAGUCGUGGAGGAAAUGCAGUCUGGUGGAAUUUUCAAUAUGAUUUUUGAAAACCCGAGCCUUUGUGCGAGCAGUUCAGAGCCCUUGAAAUUGAAACAAAGAUCGCUUUCGGAGUCGGCCGCAGCUCGAUUUGAUGUUGGACAUGAAAGUAUAAAUAAUCCAAAUCCCAGCAUGCUUUCUAAGGAGGAAAUAUCAAAAGUUAUUCAUGAUGAUUCGGUUUUCAGCAUUGGACUAGAAAGUCAUGACGAUUUCACAUUGGAUGCAAGUAUUUUAAACGUGGCGAUGAUUGUGGGCUACUUAGGCUCCAUUGAGCUUCCUUCCACGAGUUCCAACCUGGAGUCCGACAGCUUACAAGCCAUCCGCGGCUGCAUGCGGCGCCUGCGGGCAGAGCAGAAAAUCCACUCGCUGGUGACCAUGAAGAUCAUGCACGACUGUGUGCAGCUGAGCACUGACAAGGCUGGGGUCGUGGCCGAGUACCCGGCCGAGAAGCUGGCCUUCAGCGCCGUGUGCCCGGAUGACCGGCGAUUUUUUGGGUUGGUGACCAUGCAGACGAAUGAUGACGGGAGCCUGGCCCAGGAGGAGGAGGGCGCCCUGCGGACUUCCUGCCACGUAUUCAUGGUGGACCCAGACUUGUUUAAUCACAAGAUCCACCAAGGCAUUGCUCGGCGGUUUGGGUUUGAGUGCACGGCUGACCCGGACACCAAUGGCUGUCUGGAAUUCCCGGCGUCCUCCCUCCCUGUCCUACAGUUCAUCUCUGUCCUGUACCGAGACAUGGGUGAGCUGAUUGAGGGCAUGCGGGCCCGCGCCUUUCUGGAUGGGGACGCCGAUGCCCACCAGAACAACAGCACCAGCAGCAACAGUGACAGCGGCAUCGGGAACUUCCACCAGGAGGAGAAGAGCAACCGAGUCCUUGUGGUGGACCUGGGUGGGAGCUCAAGCAGGCACGGCCCCGGAAGCAGCGUGUGGGACGGUGUGGGUGGGAGGGGUACCCAGCCCUGGGGUGCUCCCUGGACUGGGCCCUUCUGUCCGGACUCCGAAGGGAGCCCCCCAUUUGAGGCCGCUCAUCAGACUGACAGGUUCCGGGACCUAAAUAAGCACCUAGGACCGGCCUCUCCUGUGGACGUGCCUUCAGCUUCUUUGAGGAGCUCAGUCCCCCCUUCCAAGAGGGGCACCGUGGGCGCCAGCUGUGGUUUCAACCAGCGCUGGCUCCCGGUUCACGUGCUCCGGGAGUGGCAGUGCGGACAUGCCAGCGACCAGGAGUCUUACACAGAUUCCACUGACGGCUGGUCCAGCGUCAACUGCGGCACACUGCCCCCUCCUAUGAGCAAGAUCCCCGCAGACCGCUACAGGGUGGAGGGCAGCUUCGCGCAGCCCCCACUGAGCGCUCCGAAGAGGGAGUGGUCCAGGAAGGCCUUUGGAAUGCAAAACAUUUUUGGUCCCCAUCGAAGUGUUCGAAAGACUAAGGAAGAUAAAAAGGGCUCAAAAUUUGGGCGGGGAAUUGGACUCACUCAGCCUUCUCAACGCACGUCUGCUCGGAGAUCGUUUGGGAGAUCCAAGAGAUUCAGUAUCACUCGCUCCCUUGAUGAUCUUGAGUCUGCAACUGUGUCUGAUGGCGAGUUGACGGGCGCCGACCUGAAGGACUGCGUCAGCAACAACAGCCUGAGCAGCAAUGCCAGCCUCCCCAGCGUGCAGAGCUGCCGGCGCCUGCGUGAGAGGAGGGUCGCCAGCUGGGCCGUGUCCUUCGAGCGCCUGCUGCAGGACCCCAUCGGUGUCCGCUACUUCUCUGAUUUUCUAAGGAAAGAAUUCAGUGAAGAAAACAUUUUAUUCUGGCAGGCCUGUGAAUAUUUUAAUCAUGUUCCUGCACAUGACAAAAAGGAGCUUUCCUACAGGGCCCGGGAGAUUUUCAGUAAGUUUCUGUGCAGCAAAGCCACCACCCCGGUCAACAUCGACAGCCAGGCCCAGCUAGCAGACGAUGUCCUCCGUGCACCUCACCCGGAUAUGUUCAAGGAGCAGCAGCUCCAGAUCUUCAAUCUCAUGAAGUUUGAUAGCUACACUCGCUUUCUGAAGUCCCCACUGUACCAGGAAUGCAUCUUGGCGGAAGUGGAGGGCCGUGCACUCCCGGACUCCCAGCAGGUCCCCAGCAGCCCGGCUUCCAAGCACAGCCUCGGUUCAGACCAGUCCAGUGUGUCCACGCCAAAAAAGUUAAGUGGAAAAUCAAAAUCCGGCCGAUCCCUGAACGAAGAAAUGGGAGAUGAGGAUAGUGAGAAGAAGCGGAAAGGCGCGUUUUUCUCGUGGUCACGGACCAGGAGCACCGGGAGGUCCCAGAAGAAGAGGGAGCACGGGGACCAUGCAGACGACCCCCUGCAUGCCAAUGGAGGCCUGUGUCGCCGAGAGUCCCAGGGCUCUGUGUCCUCUGCAGGGAGCCUGGACCUGUCGGAGGCCUGCAGGACUUUGGCACCCGAGAAGGACAAGGCCACCAAGCACUGCUGCAUUCACCUCCCGGAUGGGACAUCCUGCGUGGUGGCUGUCAAGGCGGGCUUCUCCAUCAAAGACAUCCUGUCUGGACUUUGUGAGCGGCAUGGCAUCAAUGGGGCGGCCGCAGACCUCUUCCUGGUGGGCGGGGACAAGCCUUUGGUGCUGCACCAAGACAGUAGCAUCUUGGAGUCAAGGGACCUGCGCCUAGAAAAGCGCACCUUGUUUCGGCUGGAUCUUGUUCCGAUUAACCGGUCAGUGGGACUCAAGGCCAAGCCCACCAAGCCCGUCACGGAGGUGCUGCGGCCCGUCGUGGCCAAGUAUGGCCUGGACCUCGGUGGCCUGCUGGUGAGGCUGAGUGGAGAGAAGGAGCCCCUGGACCUUGGCGCCCCUAUAUCGAGUCUGGACGGACAGCGGGUUGUCUUGGAGGAGAAGGAUCCUUCCAGAGGAAAGGCAUCCACAGAUAAACAGAAAGGUGUGCCAGUCAAACAGAACAUAGCUGUAAAUUCCAGCUCCAGAAACCACUCGGCUACGGGAGAGGAAAGAACACUAGGCAAGUCUAAUUCUAUUAAAAUAAAAGGAGAAAAUGGAAAAAAUGCUAGGGAUCCCCGGCUUUCAAAGAGAGAAGAAUCUAUUGCAAAGAUUGGGAAAAAAAAAUAUCAGAAAAUUAAUUUGGACGAAGCAGAGGAGUUUUUUGAGCUUAUUUCCAAAGCUCAGAGCAACAGAGCAGAUGACCAACGUGGGCUGCUAAGGAAGGAAGACCUGGUGUUGCCAGAGUUCCUCCGUUUACCUCCUGGUUCCACAGAACUCACCCUCCCCACUGCAGCUGCCGUGGUCAAGGGCUUUAGCAAGAGAAGCGCCACAGGCAACGGCCGGGAGAGUGCCUCCCCGCCCAGCGAGCAGUGGGAGCCAGCCCAGGAGAGCAGCGACAGCCCGUCCACCAGCCCGGGCUCAGUCCCCAGCCCCCCUGGGCCUCCCGGGACGACCCCCACCGGGCAGAAGUCUCCCAGCGGGUCCUUCUGCACUCCCCAGUCUCCCGUCUCCCUCGCGCAGGAGGGCACCACGCAGAUCUGGAAGAGGCAGUCUCGGGAAGUGGAGGCCGGGGGCAUCCAAACGGUGGAGGAUGAGCACGUGGCCGAGCUGACCCUGAUGGGGGAGGGGGACAUCAGCAGCCCCAACAGCACCUUGCUGCCGCCGCCCUCCGCCCCCCAGGACGUGCCAGGACCUUCCAGACCAGGAAGCGGGACCCACGGCAGCCAAGGCCUCCCGGUCAACAGAAUCAUCGACGUGGAUCUUGUAACUGGCCUGGCGCCCGGGUGGGAUGGUGGCAUCGCGGGGACACGGGCUGGCCCUGGGAGGUCGCAGGCCGGUGGUGGGCCUCCUACGUCAGACCUCCCUGGCCUGAGCCCUGUCCCAGGUGAGCCCGCAAAGCCCAGGGCCAGCACACACCAUGCCACCUUCGUCUGAGCUGCCCUGGCCUGGCCAACUCUCCCGUGGACAUGUCGGGGUGCGGCAGCCCCAGUGGAUUCUGUGAGCCUCAGAGGGGCCACCGCAACCACCAACACCCUCAGGAGCCAGGAGGGCAGGGGGUGACCUCACUGGAGGCACUGGCCCCAGACAUUCACCAUGCUGGCCCUGGCCCCUGCUGCCCAAUAAAGCAUUUCUGAGGACC
This is a messenger RNA of Rhinopithecus roxellana (golden snub-nosed monkey), 4739 nucleotides long. It is a transcript of the gene RGS12, whose product is annotated as regulator of G protein signaling 12. NCBI's taxonomy places the organism in Eukaryota, Metazoa, Chordata, Mammalia, Primates, Cercopithecidae. Gene Ontology annotation, biological process: signal transduction. Bases 191 to 4534 code for a protein of 1447 amino acids. The transcript is spliced from 18 exons. Gene Ontology annotation, molecular function: protein binding; GTPase activator activity. The record is from RefSeq and is a predicted model, not a curated record.